UCCGCUCCGAAAGCCUCCUCCUCUGAGUCAGUCUUGUGCUCCAAUACUGUCUCUUUCUUCAACUGGGUCGUUGCUUAUUCUAGCAUUGACUGAGUAGAACUAAGGGCGAACCAUACAAUGGUCAAUUUCAGAAUCGGGGGCUCCGGAAAAUCUGAUUACUGUUUAGGUGUUCUCGCGCCGAUGACCUGUGUGAACCACUCUAGCGUGACUCUUCUGCAAGAUUAUUCCAUUGUUUGAAUGUCAGGAGAGAUGAAAUAAUGGUUCGUCAAACUGAUUUAGUCGCCUUUGGGGUCUCUGCUGGUUUGGCCUUUGGAAUUUUGAUAGCUUGUCUCAUAUGUUUGGUCAUUAAUUGGUAUAAGAAGCGCGCUCAUCUUAGACGGUGUGCAAAUGAGCGCAGUCUAACAACACUUCCAAUACGCACAAAUGGAUUAGAAACCAGCACCGACUUUAGUGCUUCUCUUUCUAGUUCCAUAGCUGCUCCAGUGUCAGAAAAUCUUCAGAAAGAUUCCCAUUUCUCUUGGUGGAAACGUCCAAAUAAAGAUCAGUUUACAUCCUCAUCAGGCAUUCUUAGAUACUCAUUCAAAGAAAUUCAAAAGGCAACACUAAAUUUCACAACUAUCUUGGGACAAGGAUCAUUUGGCACAGUUCAUAAAGCAACAAUGGCAACUGGCGAGGUGGUAGCUGUGAAGGUUCUUGGUUCUGAUUCCAAACAAGGGGAGAAAGAAUUCCAAACAGAGGUACUUUUGCUAGGAAGACUGCAUCAUCGGAAUCUUGUAAAUUUGUUAGGAUAUUGUGUAGAUAAAGGACAACGUAUCUUGAUUUAUGAGUUCAUGGGCAAUGGAAGUCUAGAAAGGCUUAUACAUGGUGAAGAGAAGGUUUUAAGUUGGGAUGAAAGGCUGCAAAUUUCUGCUGAUAUUUCACAUGGAAUUGAAUACCUUCAUGAAGGAGCAGUCCCACCCGUCAUACACCGUGAUUUGAAAUCUGCCAAUAUAUUGUUAGAUCACUCAAUGCGGGCUAAGGUGGCUGAUUUUGGGCUUUCGAAGGAGGAAAUCUUUGAUGGGCGAACUUCUGGCUUGAAAGGUACACAUGGCUACAUGGACCCGUCAUACAUUUCCACUAACAAGUUCACAAUGAAAAGUGACAUUUACAGUCUGGGUAUCAUCAUUUUUGAGCUCAUCACUGCCAUUCACCCUCAACAGAAUUUGAUGGAAUACAUUAACCUUGCUGCAAUGGAUCAUGAUGGUGUAGAUGGAAUAAUUGACAAGAAACUGGUGGGAAAAUGCAACAUUGAAGAAGUGAGGAAGCUUGCUAAGAUUGGACACAAGUGCCUGCACAAAUCACCAAGGAAGCGUCCUUCAAUUGGUGAGGUUUCACAGGCUAUAUCCAGCAUAAGACAGAGACGCCUUUUAAAAGAAAGACCAUGUCACUUGCUAGCUCUAGCUUUUCGAGAGCUUUGAGCCGAAUUGAGGAUCAACAGGUUGAGUUAAGUAGGAUAGCCACCAUGGCCCACUAGUCGAAUGGGUGUGAACACAGAUAGAAAGGAACAAACGGUGAUGGUCUUAGUAGAAUGGAUUAUAAUUGCUUAAACACAGGGUUUAAGGUCUCGUAUUUGAAUUUGUGACUACAAAGAAAACAAAAACAUUUCUAAGAGUUAUUUUCAGUUGGGUUUGAUAAUGUUAAAAUCUAUUUUAAUAAAGAGAUAUUAAGGGCU
This is a messenger RNA of Neltuma alba, 1711 nucleotides long. Its product is annotated as calcium/calmodulin-regulated receptor-like kinase 2. Gene Ontology annotation, molecular function: protein kinase activity; ATP binding. The transcript has 8 exons. The coding region runs from base 258 to 1457 and encodes 399 amino acids. Gene Ontology annotation, biological process: protein phosphorylation. Lineage: Eukaryota; Viridiplantae; Streptophyta; Magnoliopsida; Fabales; Fabaceae. The record is from RefSeq and is a predicted model, not a curated record.